Messenger RNA from Cicer arietinum (chickpea), 2518 nucleotides. RefSeq names its product RNA recognition motif-containing protein. The record is from RefSeq and is a predicted model, not a curated record. Gene Ontology annotation, molecular function: RNA binding. Gene Ontology annotation, cellular component: nucleolus. Lineage: Eukaryota; Viridiplantae; Streptophyta; Magnoliopsida; Fabales; Fabaceae.
AAAGUUCAAUUCUUAAGGUUGGAAAUAAGUUUCAACUAAUUCCUCAACUAAUAUUUGUUUAUAAAAAGUUCAAUUAAAAACCUUUGCAUUAUUUUGUAAAAACCUUUGCAUUAUUAAUUAAUAGCCUAAUUUCUAUACACUUUGCAAGAAAAGGCACCUUGUAGCAUUGGCGCGCGUUGCUCCUAUUGUUUCAUAACCAGAAAAUCCCUAACCCUAACGGCUAAAUCAACCCUUAAAUUCGUCAAUUUUCUCAGUAAAAUUCCCUCCAAUCACCAAAAUUGAAACCGAAAUGAGCAAUGAAUCUGACCUCGAAGUCUGUGAUACUGCAAUUCCACCUCAGAAAAUCGGUAAAAGGGAGUGUGAGGAUGAAGAUGAGAAGGAAGUGAUUACAAAGAAGCAGAAGAGAGAUGAGGUUGUUGAGAAGCAAGAAAAUAAGGAGGAAAUUAUUUCAAAUCAUUCUGAACAUGAUAAGGUAUUCCGGAAACUUGAAGCUAAAAAUGAAACUGCUACCGGUUGCGGUCCUUCAGAAUCAUUGGAUGUUGGAAGCUCAGAUUCUGAUUCCCACAGAAGCUCUGAUGGGGAUAAUCCCGAUGAUUUGGAAAGUCCAGAGUACAAUGCGGGAGAAAUAGAGGAAAAAGUCCCCAAAACACCUCAGGAAAUGCAUGAAACCCCACUCGCUCUGAACGAAAAAUAUGCUGCAUCGAAGACAAUAUAUGUUAGAAACCUGUCAUACAGUGUGGAACGGGCUGACAUGGAAAAUCUUUUUAAAGAUUGUGGUGAACUUGUUGCUGUUCGUUUCAACACAGAUCGUGAAGGGAGGUUUAGAGGCUUUGGACAUAUCGAGUUUGGAACAGAAGAAGCAGCACAAAAAGCCCUUGAAUUGGAUAAUACAGAAUUGUUGAGACGUCGCAUCAAAGUUGGUAUAGCUCUAGAGAAGAAUGAAUAUGCCCCCUAUGGAAGCUCAUUCCCUAAGGGUGGAAAUCUUCAGUCUCACACUGUAAAGGGUUUUGACACAUCCCUUGUAGAAAACAAGCCUAAAAGCCCAGCUACACCAAAUGAAAGUCUUGCUGCAUCAAAGACAAUAUAUGUCAGAAACUUGUCAUACAUUGUGGAACGAACUGAUAUGGAAAAUCUUUUCAAAGGUUGUGGAGAAAUUGUUGAUAUUCGCCUCCAUUCAGACCGCGAAGGGAGGUUUAAAGGCUUUGGACAUGUUCAGUUUGCAACAGCUGAAGCAGCACAAAAGGCCCUUGCGUUGGAUAAUGUAGAAUUUUUUAAACGCAACAUCAUAGUUGGUAUAGCUUCGGAAAGGGGUAAAUAUAGCCCCAAUAGAAGUGUUAGCAGCUGGGCCUGGAGCAGCUCAUUCCAAAAGGAUGAAAGAUUACAGUCUCAAACUGCACCUGUGAAGUGUAUUGAUACAACCCUUGCAGACGACAAGGAUAUAGAGAUGUUUGAUGCUGUCUAUUCUGAGAAUAAACCUGAAACUCCAACUACACGAAAAGAAAAAAAAGCUGUAUCAAAAACAGUAUGUGUUAGAAACUUGUCAUUUGGCGUGGAACGGGCUGAUAUUGAAAAUAUUUUCAAAGAUUGUGGAGAAAUUGUUGAUGUUCGUCUCCAUGUGGAUGUUGAGUUUGCAACAGAAGAAGCAACAGAAAAGGCUCUUGAGUUGGAUCACAGAGAAUUGAUGAACCGUCCCAUCAAAGUUGGUACUGCUUCGAAAGAGGGUGAAUGUUUCCACAAUAGAAGCAGCUUGAGCAUCUCAUUCCAGAAGGGCGAAAAUUUGCAUCCUCUAACUGUAUUUGUGAUUGGAUUUGAUACAUCCAUUGCAGAAGAGAAGAUAAAAGCUAGCCUGAAAAGACAUUUCAGUCCUUGCGGAGAGAUUACAAGGAUAUCGUUACCGAGAUUUCCUGAUUCUGGCACUGUUAAGGGGUUUGCGCAUUUGGACUUCAAGGAUGUUGAUGGCUAUAAGAAAGCACUACAACUUGAUCAAACUGCGAUUGGAGAUUAUUGGUUGUCAGUAGAAAAAGCAAAGCCAAGGUAUAGACGUGAUUAUCAGGCUAUAGGCGGUGGCAGAGGUGGUGGUGGUUAUCACUAUGGUGGAAGGGAUGGAGGAGACCACGGUGGUAGAGUCGGUUGGGGAAGAAGUCAUGGUGUUGGGAGGCACUGGACAGCCAAUACCGAACACUGGUGAAGGGUGCAGACAACUUUUUCUGAACACAGACUAUAUUGUAGAAGAUACUGAAGACCUUACAUUUAUUAUAUUUAAAGUACUUUGGGUAAUUGAUAUUGUGAAAUGGUAAAUUAUAUUGAGAUUUGUACAAUAGUGUAUUUUUAAUUACUUUUGUGGCUAAUAAUGGGAGCCAUCAACAAUUUUGUGUAGAGAGAGGAGAGCAUAGAUUGAUUCAUGUUGCUCACCCACGAUAUAGUGAAUGUGAGUGUGAAUGUGUAUUUUAUUUUUAAUUAAUUAAUUACUGAUCUAUUACAAUAUCGGUAUAAUAUAAUGAAUUUUAUGAUGUUGGGG